This is a messenger RNA of Thamnophis sirtalis, 1184 nucleotides long. The record is from RefSeq and is a predicted model, not a curated record. NCBI's taxonomy places the organism in Eukaryota, Metazoa, Chordata, Lepidosauria, Squamata, Natricidae.
GUCAGAGGAAAUGAGCAACACAACGUGUGAACCUCAAUCCUUGGAUUUCAGUUCCUUGAAGGACAAGAUGCAGAUUGCCUCUCUGGUGAUCUACAGUCUUGCGUUAGUGAUGGGGGUCCUUGGCAACGGGCUGGUCAUCUUCAUCACUGGCUUCCGAAUGAAGAAGAGCGUCAACACGGUCUGGUUCUUCAACUUGGCCAUUGCUGACAUUGUCUUCAUCUUUUUCCUGUUUUUGGCUCGUGCUCUGGGAUUCUGGUGGAACAUGAACCCGGUCUUGUGCAAGAUCAAGGGCGUCUUCAUCUUCCUCACCCUCUAUGCCAGUGUUUAUCUCCUCAUGGUCAUCAGCAUUGACCGUUGCAUUUCUGUCUGGUAUCCGGUCUGGGCUCAGAAUCACCGAACACCUCGGUUGGCUUCUUUUGUGGCCUUGGGUGUGUGGAUCUUGGCUGCGGUGUUGUGUUCUCCAGUUAUGUAUUGCAGGCAAGCAAAAGUAAAUUCGACUGACAAGAAUUCUUCUGGUUGCUCUAACUCUUAUGGUGAGUUUGAAGCGGUCAAGAGUUCUGCAAUGGUCAUCAGCCGGUUCAUCUUUGCCUUCGUCAUUCCCUUCUCUGUUAUUCUUCUCUGCUACGGGGCGAUUCUCUUGAAACUGAGAAGGACUCAGUUGUCUCUGUCCAAAAAGCCCUACACAGUCAUCACAGCAGUGAUUGUCCCCUUUUUUGUCCUCUGGUUCCCCUAUUACGUCUUCCUCUUCAUUGAGAUGAACUAUGGAACACAAUGCAACAUGAAGAUCGUGCUGUAUAUUGGAUUUCCCUUGGUAUCAUGCUUGGCGUUUAUCAACAGCUGCCUCAAUCCCAUCUUCUAUGUCUUUAUGGGUGAGAAUUUCAGAGAGACCCUAAGACGCUCCCUCUUUUCUGCAUUUGAGAAUGCUUUCACUGAAGAUGUCCGGUAGACUGCAGCAACCAAGAAUCCAAAUGUUUAGCAGAGGUGGAAUCCCAAUGAUGAAUUCUGCAAAACCAACCCAUUCCAAAACGUGUUGGCUUGAAGAGGGCGUUCAUUCCAAAUCUAUUCCUUACACAUUUGAACCACCUUCUUUGGCCCAAAGCUAGAAUCUAGAUGGUUUAGGUUUAGGUUUAUUAGAUUUAUAUGCCGCCCUUCUCCCAAGGACUCAGGGCGGCAUACAACAUUAA